ACGAUGAGGAAACGUUCGCUAUCCGUCGCUUACGAGCGUGCUCCAAAGAUGGAACAAAUAUCGAAAAAGUUCGAAGGAGUACUCUCCGAGCACGAGAAUGAAAGUGAAUCGGAGGAAGAAAAUGAUGAAUUGGACGUCGGCGAUACCGCCACCGAUUGGCCUGCGGCCGAUUACAAGAAGCUUGUUGAGCAGCUGCGAACGGUACUGCCGCGUAAGGACCAAAGAAGAUACCUUAACGGACUGAAGAAAGUCGACUGGGAUCGGGUUGCAUUUGACGGUCAUAGCCCAGAGGAGAUAAGAGCAGUUACGAAGAAGGUGCUUAGCAAAAUACGCAAACAUCGUACCCUUGCCGAGAUGGUGGAGGAUAUACCGCAGUAUGUAGACAAAAUGCUGUCAUCUGGAAAACCGAAAAAUCCUCCCUCGGCGUAUAAUUUAUUCGUCAAGGAGAAGUUUUCCAACUUUAGAAAGAAAAACUCUGAUCUAGCUACCAGUGAGGUGUUUAAAAUCGUUAGCCAAGAGUUUGCCGCGUUAUCGCAGAAAAAGAAGCAAAAGUACGAAGCGAUGGCAAUGCAAGCGAAGGAAGCCCAUAAACUUCAGCUGGAACAGUACUACAAAGAUAACCCGGACGCGUUGCAAUCCAAGAAGUCCCCCAAAACUCCAAAAGAAAGGAACCGAAACACGAAGAAGAUCCCUAAGACGAUAACGCCAUUUGCAUUGUUUAAGCUGGAUUCGAAAAAAGUUAAUGCAGAAAUCACCACCACCGAGCUGCGUGUCCUCUGGAACGAUCUAGAACUGAAGAAGAAAAUCAAAUACAUUCAGCUAGCAUUCAAGACCCAGACAGAAAACAUUGGUAAUUCCCUAAAGCUCACCAAGGAGGAGCAACGAUUGCUCGAGCAAGCUAGUGGCAAGCCGGGAAUGUUUCCCGGCUCGACGAGCGAGUAUUAUCUCAAACAUCAUGCUCAGCAUAAUCCGGCCCUGACGGUUCAUGCCUGGCGCAAGGAAAAGCUGCGCGAGUACAAACAACUGUCCAAGUUGCGAAAGUUGGAGCUAGAAAUUGAGUAUCGCCAGGCAAAGCAAGAGUACGUCAACAAGUAUGAAGCUUACAUCGAAAGCAUCGCGGAUGAAACGAAAAGGCAAGCGGAAAUCGAUCUUUUACGUUCGUUUAUCCAGACGAAAAUGGAUAAGCACGAUCGGCAGCAUUGCGAAGGUCGUUCGUUUAUGUCGAUUCUAAAUUCGUCACGGGAUGAAAACGAUAUAAUGGCUUACCCGAUAGCAGAAUCGACCAUAUUGGUGUCUGAAAGCAAGAAAGCCAAGCGUAAGACAAGUAAAAGCGCGGCCCAACCGAAAGCGGAACCGGAACCGGAAAUGACGAAGAAACCACUGAAAUCGAUUCUGAAAAGUACGGCCGCGGUAACGGCGGUGCCGAAAAGUACGGUACAGGAAUUUGCCGUACCGGAAGUUUUGAGCUCACCGAAGAAGAAGCGAAAGCAAUCCUUAAGCGACCAUGAAUCUGACAGUAGCAGUACUGCCGAAAAGAAGAGCAAACUAUCAAUCACCCUCCCGCACAAUGAGGAGACGGACAAGAAGAAAUCCGGUGCUAAACAAAAUGGCACUAAAGCAUUGCCGAAUGAACCGAUACGGCCGCCGACAAACACGCUCCAGUUCUACAAAGAAAACUAUUACCUUGGAAAACCGGAACAAUGUGAAGAAUCAUUCAAAAAACUUUCAGAGACCCGUAAGGCGGUAAUUAAGCAAGAAAUGCGCGCAGCGCAUAGUAAGUACUUCAAGCAGCUGCAAAAGUUCCUCAAAUCGGUACCGCAGAAAAACAUUGAAUUGUAUCUAAAGAAGCUGAAGCAGGCCGAACGCGACUCUAACAAGGGUGAAGAAUCGUCCUCGGAGGAGGAUGAGAGUGGAAAUGUAUCGGUAGCGAAAGGAACUCCAAAGCAGGAACCACCGGAAACAAGUAGUAGCAGCAGUAGCGAGGAUGAGGAUGACGCUCCGGAAAAGAAUCAAAACGGCCAAAAUAAGGCAGAAGACGACACGGAGGAGGAUGAUGAUGGUUGCAGCAGCAGCGAUGCAUAA
Anopheles maculipalpis is the source of this 2082-nucleotide messenger RNA. Its product is annotated as nucleolar transcription factor 1-like. The record is from RefSeq and is a predicted model, not a curated record. The transcript has 6 exons. The coding region runs from base 4 to 2082 and encodes 692 amino acids. NCBI's taxonomy places the organism in Eukaryota, Metazoa, Arthropoda, Insecta, Diptera, Culicidae.